AUGCACGACAAAUAUGAGGAAAAGCCCGACACCGUGGGCAAAGAGUUCAGCGAUGAAUUCACGCCCGAGGAGCGUGAGCACGAGAUCGAGGCACGCGAUCAACAGGCCCAGCAGUAUCUCGGCAGCGAAUCACUGUAUGACCGGAUAGCGUUCGCACAAAUACCAGUGUACAUGAAGAGUCCUCGCAUGCUAGUCCUUACGCUGGGUGUCUUCGCCGCCUUUAGCGGCAUGCUGAGUGGUUUGGACCAGUCGGUUAUUUCCGGCGCGCUGCCUGGCAUCCGCAAGCACUUCAUCGCCUCAGGCGAUUGGACGAGCCUCGAGGACCCGAAACUGGCAACCGACAUUUCGCUGAUUUCCUCGCUGAUGCCGCUAGGCGCUAUGGCCGGCGCGGUCAUGAUGACGCCGCUGAAUUACUAUUUUGGACGCCGUAACUCGAUUAUCAUCUCGUGUUUGUGGUACACACUGGGAGGAGGACUUUGUGCCGGCUGCCGCAGCGUUGGAAUGCUGUUUGCGGGCCGAUUCAUUCUGGGCAUCGGUAUCGGAAUUGAAGGCGGCUGUGUCGGCAUCUACAUCUCCGAGUGUGUGCCACCUGAGGUGCGUGGCAACCUGGUGUCUGUGUACCAGCUGAUGAUCGCCUUCGGAGAGAUCAUUGGAUACGCGGCCGGAGGUGUGUUCUUCGACGUGCGGUCAGGCAGCUGGCGCUGGAUGCUGGGUUCGUCUCUCUUGUUUUCGACAAUCCUCUUGGUCGGAAUGUGCUUCCUGCCUGAAUCACCGCGUUGGCUGGUAUCCAAGAACAAGACUGGCCGUGCGUGGCAGGUGUGGAAGUCGCUGCACGAUAUGGCCGACCCCAAAAGCUUGGACGAGUUCAUUGCGAUGGAAAUCACAGUCAAGCAUGAUGUCGACGCGACCACCAGCGAGGCAUGGUACAAUAGAUACAUGCAAGUGUGCACGCAGCCGCGCAACAGACGGGCGCUUGUCUAUGCCACGGCAAUGAUCUUCUUCGGACAGAUGACGGGUAUCAAUGCAGUGAUGUACAACAUGUCAAACUUGAUGGCCAAGAUGAAUUUCAGUGACCGCGAGUCAGUGCUGAUGUCGAUGGUCGGCGGAGGUGCGCUGUUCUUUGGAACGGUUCCUGCCGUGUUCACCAUGGACAGAUUCGGACGACGCGUGUGGGCACAAAACAUCCUCAUGUUCAUCGUCGGCCUGGUGCUGGUGGGUGUCGGCUACCUCUACACAAAUAACGGCGUCGAUUACUUCAAUGAGCACAGAGCAACUGCCUUGGGCUUGUUCUUCUCCGGCCUCGUGAUAUACAUGGGCUUCUUCGGAGCGUAUUCGUGUCUGACCUGGGUCGUCCCAGCGGAGAGCUUUGAUUUCAACACCCGUAGUCAGGGCAUGGCAAUCUGCUCGACAUUCCUUUACCUAUGGUCUUUCAUCGUGACAUACAACUUCGAGGGAAUGCAGGAGGCGAUGACUUACACCGGCCUGACGAUUGGUUUCUUCGGUGGGUUGGCCGCGUUAGGCUUCUUCUACCAGUUGUUCUUCAUGCCCGAGACCAAGGACAAGACGCUGGAGGAGAUCGACGAGUUGUUCUUGAUGCCGACGAGCAAGCUGGUUGCGCUGAACACGAGCAAUCUGGUCAAGCGCUUCCGGUCGCGACAGCCGGAGCCGGUCGACACCCUCAAUGCCUGA
Molecule: messenger RNA, 1689 nt
Organism: Penicillium roqueforti
Lineage: Eukaryota; Fungi; Ascomycota; Eurotiomycetes; Eurotiales; Aspergillaceae
Exons: 1
Coding region: 1-1689 (562 amino acids)
Biological process (GO): transmembrane transport
Cellular component (GO): membrane
Molecular function (GO): myo-inositol:proton symporter activity
Source: RefSeq, a predicted model, not a curated record